Messenger RNA from Lottia gigantea (owl limpet), 693 nucleotides. RefSeq lists its product as hypothetical. The annotation marks the transcript as partial. NCBI's taxonomy places the organism in Eukaryota, Metazoa, Mollusca, Gastropoda, Lottiidae. Gene Ontology annotation, molecular function: protein binding. The record is from RefSeq and is a predicted model, not a curated record. The transcript has 6 exons.
UGUGAUUUUUGUAACCUGACUGUAGAAAGCAAUAAAAAUGGUGUGCCUGAAGUACUAUUGAUUUGUAAAGAUUGUAAUGCUAAAGCACAUCCAUCAUGUAUGGACUAUUCUGAAGAGUUAUCAAGAAGAGCAUGUCAGUCACAAUGGCAGUGUAUUGAUUGUAAAACAUGUUAUAUGUGUGAUGAAUCAGGAGAACCAGAUCUGAUGUUGUUUUGUGAUGGUUGUGAUAAAGGAUAUCAUAUGAACUGUCAUCAGCCUCCUGUAUCUGAUAAACCAUUGGGUAAAUGGGUGUGUUCAGAAUGUGAGAUUGAAGGUGUAUCUGUUGAGAUUUUAGAACUACAAGAUCGAAUGCGAACAAAUAAUUCCUUGCAUAAUGACUGUUCAAUUAAAUUUUGUAGAUUAGCAAAUCCUCCAUUAUUAAAACCUAAAGUGUUAUCUCGAGAUCCACGAUUGGAUGGUACUUUUUAUCCUGAUGCCUCUGAGUGGACAAUAGAUGAUGUAGUUACUUUUAUAUCUUCUGUUGGUUUUACUGAACAGUCUGAGGCAUUUAAAGAACAGGAAAUUGAUGGCAAGUCUUUGCUCCUAAUGAAAAGAAGUGAUGUUUUAAUUGGUCUAUCCCUGAAACUAGGACCGGCAUUGAAAAUCUAUAAACAUGUACAGAAAUUACAGACAGCAAGUGAAGAUAUUCGUUAG